AUGUAAUUUAUGAGACAAUAAAAGAUUGGUCUAUUUUCUUAAAGUCAAGUAUAUGUUACAGACAUAUGUGAACCCCUAAAUAUUUUGGAAUUUCUAGAUAAUUAAGUUAAUCAAAAUUAGAGUCAUCCUUUAAAACUGGAAAAUUUGAAAAUAUCCAAUAAAAGCAACUAAAAAGAAAAUUCUCACUAAAUAAUAAGAGAAAUUAAAUAAAGUCCAUAUGGAUCAGGAUGGGCAAAUAAAGUUUUAGGAAAACAAUUUGGAGUUUAAUUAUCUUAAAUAACACAAAGAAAAAAGGCAAAAUGGAUUAUAAAAAAAUUGAAACCUUCUGAAAGCAAUGAUAAUAGCAAAUAAUAAAAUUCACGAUUGAUUAAUGAUAUAAAAUCUCAUGAAGAAGGGUAAAAAAAAACAGCUUCUAAAUCAAAUGACAGAAGAUUUGAUAAAAUAAUUAAGGGUCAUUAGAAAUCUUUUAGUGGAUUUAGAUACUCUUUACCUACCUUUGAUAUAAAUUUCUUUGACAAAAUUGAUUAAUACAAUUUAUGA
This is a messenger RNA of Paramecium tetraurelia, 540 nucleotides long. RefSeq lists its product as uncharacterized. The transcript is spliced from 3 exons. The record is from RefSeq and is a predicted model, not a curated record. NCBI's taxonomy places the organism in Eukaryota, Ciliophora, Oligohymenophorea, Peniculida, Parameciidae.